Messenger RNA from Strongylocentrotus purpuratus (purple sea urchin), 2829 nucleotides. It is a transcript of the gene bbs4, whose product is annotated as Bardet-Biedl syndrome 4 protein. The record is from RefSeq and is a predicted model, not a curated record. Lineage: Eukaryota; Metazoa; Echinodermata; Echinoidea; Camarodonta; Strongylocentrotidae. Gene Ontology annotation, molecular function: protein binding. The transcript is spliced from 13 exons. Gene Ontology annotation, biological process: cilium assembly; RNA processing; protein localization to cilium. Gene Ontology annotation, cellular component: ciliary basal body. Bases 80 to 1660 code for a protein of 526 amino acids.
CAUUAUUUCAGUACACAUAAUAAAAAGCAAUGCGCACAACUUAUUUCGGGGAAGAGGUUGUGGAAUAUUUUCGCUGAAAAUGGCCGACGAAAAUGUUACCAAGGAGAAGUUAGCCCAAGAGGACGAGUAUGUGACACCAAGGAGGAUGGAGCCUGAGCCAAAGAAACCUUCAGACUUAGCCCCUCAACCGAGUGCACCAUACCCUGAUAACCCUCAGCCAAAACCUCAGGCAAGGCCAAGGGGCAAGAAAGCACCUGAACUUCCAGUAUUUGAAAGGAGAAACUGGUUGAUUCAUCUCCACUAUGUUAGGAAAGAAUUUGACAACUCCAAGGCUCUUAUUAAAGAGCAGCUCCAGGAAUCCAACGGCCUGUGUGAAUACGCCCUCUAUGUUCAAGCUCUGAUACUACGACAGGAAGGCAGGAUACAGGAGUCUUUAGAGUGCUUUCAGACGUGUUCUUUGAUCAACGCUCAGAACCCAGACAACCUGAAGCAAGUUGCUCGCUCUCUAUUCUUGCUAGGAAGACACAAGGCAGCCAUAGAUGUUUAUGCUGAAGCAUCGCGAAUGACAGAGAAAGACUGGGAGAUUGCUCAUAAUCUAGGAGUCUGCUACAUGUAUCUCAAAGAGUAUCUGAAGGCCAAGGAAUACCUGAAGCAGGCCAUCCAGUACAACAGACAUGAUCUGUCAUAUGUGAUGCUUGCUAAGAUUUACCUGAUGGAAGGAGACAUACAGAUGGCCACCGAUGUCUACAAGAGAGCUGCCGAGUCUUUUCCUGAAAACCCUGAACUUCUGACAACUCUCGGACUGCUCUACCUCCAGGUUGGUCAGAAUCAACGUGCCUUUGAGCAGCUUGGGAAUGCUUUGACCUAUGACCCCAGUCAUGUAAAGGCUAUUCUAGCAGCUGGUAGUAUGAUGCAGCAGCAUGGAGACUUUGAUGUAGCUCUGACCAAGUACCGCAUCGCCGCUGCAGCCGUCCCUGAGAGCACAUCACUUUGGAACAACAUUGGAAUGUGCUUCUUCGGCAAGAAGAAAUAUGUUGCGGCAAUCAGCUGCCUCAAAAGGGCGUCCUAUCUGUCUCCGUUUGAUUGGAAGAUCAUGUAUAACCUUGGUCUGGUGCACCUCACCAUGCAGCAGUAUGCAUCAGCCUUUCAUUUCAUCAGUGCAGCUAUCAACCUUAGACCCAAGAUGGGACAGCUCUAUAUGCUGCUGGCCGUUGCUUUAACUCAUCUGGAUGAUGAAGAGAAUGCUAACAAUGCAUAUGAGCAGGCUGUGGCGCUGGAAGAGAAAGACCCAUCAGUGUGGCUGAACUACGCUGUGUUUCUCUAUAACAAAGGAGAUAGAAAGAAUGCAGCCAAACACUUCACCACCUUUGAACAAAAACUUCAGAAAAUGAAGGAAGCAGGAACUCAAGAAAUUGACCAAGAGUUGAGCGAGACUGCAGGCAAGCUAGGACCCGCCCUCCAAGUAGGUGAGAACCUUUUAUGGAAGGACCAGGCCAACAACAGGCAACAGCAACCACAGCAGCAGCAGCAACAACCGCAAGCUGGAGCCAACUCCGAUGCGGCAUUGAUGUCAGCGUUACAGAACGCUCCACCGCCUUACUCACAGGAAGAUCCAGAGGCUGUUACUCGUCAGUCAAGAAGGAAAGAACUUGCACAGUAGAUCUUGGACUGGGAUUCCAUAUGAGAUUAUGGAUAAUCAGAUGACAUAAUGUUUGUAGGAAUGCGAGGGGGAAAAUGGCAUAUGUCAUCUCCUUUGGCUAUUCAUACAUUUCCAACAAUUUAGGCUCGUUCAGAUAUGAUGAGGUAAAUCACAGCGUUUUUGUAAAACGUUAAAUGUUCACAUUUCUGAAUAUUAUAACAUAGAGCUCAGUGAAUACAUGAAAAUAUGAGACAGCGAUUUACAGCACCAUAUCUGAACAAACCCAAAGGACACUUAUCUUGCAGAAUACAUAGUUGCACAGUUACUGAUUUACCAGUUUCCCAUGAAGCAUACUGUAUCAGUUGCACCUUUUGCAAGUUAUAUGAUUGUCAGAGUACUUGUAGUGAAAGAUUUAUGCUUGAAUUCAAAUUAUUUCUUCAAUUCACCCUGUAUUCACCUUGUAUUCACUAUGCAGUAUUUUUCAUCUGUUAAAGACACAAGCUUGCUCAGUAUGAAUUACACAGUUUAUACACAUAGUCUUAUCUUUAUAGAUGCAGUACAAUUGCCCCUUUGCUCACUUUUUCAUUUCAUACGAUAGCAAAGUUGUAAGGAAAGAAACAGCGGUUUCCUUUUUUAACCUGUUUUGAAGCAUGAAUUACAAAUUUGUAUGAGGUUUGCUUCUGCAAGAAGGCAAGCUGAGAUCUCCACCUCAAACUCUAUGAUAUAAAUCUAUCUGUACAUUCAUGAGUGUUCACUGGUUGCCAUUCGAUGUAGAAGCAAAGUAUAUCAUAAUUUCAGGGAUGUUAUACUAUUAUAAGGUAUCCUUUUACACUUUGCAUCUGAAUGACCCAUUUCAAAUAUUAUAUGGUAUAAGGAUUCAAACACUUAUGCGGUAUAAGGAUUCAAAUUAAACAUCUGCAAGGGACUGUGGCCAUCACAUUUUGGAUAUAUUAUUUGUUUCAGAAUAUUUGCGUGUAGAAUGAAAAAGAUUCCACAUGGGUUGCAUGUUAUCACAUUCGCAUGCCCAUCAAGUAGACUUUAGAAGUAAUUCAUUAAAAAGGAAAAGGAAAGGUAUAUGAAUAUGCCAUUACAAUAGUAAACAGUAUGACUUUCCAGUACUGUAUACCGGUAAGAGGAUUCAGCUUACUGGGGGUAUGUCUCUUUUUUUUCAAAGAUUACCUAACAUGGUA